ACGCACUACGAGGAGUAAACAGUGAUCAGCUGACAGCGAAGGGAGGAACUCCGACGCCCAUCCUUUUCUCUUCAUAAUUACACCCUCGCCGCUUCCUCUCCCUUGGCUUUGUUACCAAGAGCUCGACAAAUGAAGGGCAGAUGAUAUGACAUCGCGUAGAAGGGAAAUAUAACGAAGAAGAUGAGUGAUAGAGACUACUCGCCGCUGAGCUCCGCCUGUGUGCGGGCUCUGAGCGACAAGUUAUAUGAUAAAAGAAAAGCCGCCGCUUUGGAAAUUGAAAAAAUGGUGAAAGAUUUUGCUGCAGUCAAUAACCAAGAGCAGAUAAGCCGGCUGAUACGAGUCCUGGAGGAGUUUGCAAUGUCUCAUAACCCCCAUACCAGAAAAGGUGGACUUAUAGGGCUGGCUGCCGUUGCUAUUGGACUCGGGACUAGGGGUAUAGGGCCGUACAUCCAAGAGCUCGUCAAUCCAAUAUUGGCUUGCUUCACCGAUGGUAAUCCUAAUGUGCGGUACUAUGCAUCCGAGUCACUCUACAAUGUUGUCAGGGUGUCAAGGGGAACGGUGCUGUCACAGUUCAAUGACAUUUUCACCAUCCUGGUACGCUUGGCCAUGGACGCAGACCAGAACGUCAAGAAUGGCUCUGAGAUGCUUGAUAGGAUAAUGAAGGAUAUAGUCACAGAAAGCGCCUCGUUUGAUCUGGUUGCGUUCAUCCCAGUCCUUCGCGAGAAACUUUACUCCAACAACCAUUGGGCCCAGACGCUCGUGGUGUCCUGGGUAUCUGUACUCCACACCGUCCCCGAUGUAGACACACUUUCCUUCUUGUCUGAAAUCUUAGACGGAUUAUUCUUCAUUCUGGAAGCUCCUAAACCAGAGGUCAAGAAGAUGUGUGAGGUUGUGAUUGGCGAGUUCCUUGUGAGCAUCAAGAAAGCACCUGACAGAGUCAAGUUUGGUGACAUGAUCAAUAUCCUCAUCACUCACGCACAGUCGAAUGAUCAACUUGUUCAGUUCAUUGCCCUCACAUGGAUCAAUGAAUUUGUGACUCUCUCUGGACGUGUGAUGCUGCCCCAUACAUCGGGCAUUCUCACUGCCACUCUGCCUUGCCUGGCAUUGGAUGAUCCAACCUAUGCAAAAACACGUGCCCUGGCAGAAGAUGUCAGUUCAAGGUUGAUGGAGUUGAUUACCAUAGAAGAUGACAGAGAAGGGCCUGAGGGAUCAGCUGACACUUCAAAGGAAGCAUCGUCAUCUUCCACCUCAGGAGAAGUUAAUAACCAGGGUCUAGACCUUGGUUCAGUUAUGGAGGUGCUACUCAAACAAUUACGAAACACACCCGUUCCUUGUAAAACAGCAGUCCUGCGCUGGAUCUAUCAUCUCCACAAUAAGAUUCCUAAUAAGAUGUGUCGUUAUCUAGAAGAACUGUUCCACGUCCUGCUGCGGACUCUCUCAGACCCGUCAGAUGAGGUGGUUCUCUUGGUCAUUCAGGUGCUGGCGCAGAUUGCAUCCACUACUAAUCAACCUCAUGCGGCUGCCACUCAGGUUAUCGAAGGAGAGGAAAGAAAUAGUGUGGACGAAUACUUCACAAGGUUUCUCCAGAAUCUCCUUCACCUCUUCGCAACAGAGCGGAACUUGCUGGAGGACAGAGGACCCUUCAUAAUCAGACAACUUUGUGUAAUGUUGAGUGCUGAGGACAUCUAUAGAACUUUAGCUGAACUUCUGCAGAAGGAAGAAAAUCUAACUUUUGCUUCUGAAAUGGUGCAGACUUUGUCGUCAAUUCUUUUAACAUCUAAGGAACUAUUUUCUCUCCGGUUACAGCUGAAGGAUCUGUCAACAGCAGAGAAUUGUGAACUGUUUGUGAAGCUCUAUCGAUCAUGGAGUCACAAUCCAGUGGCAACGCUGACUCUGUGUCUACUCACGCAGAAUUAUUCACAUGCAGCUGCUCUUGUCCACGCCUUUGGAGACAUUGAAGUCACAACAGAUUUCCUUGUGGAGGUUGACAAGUUGGUUCAGCUUGUAGAAUCUCCAAUAUUCACAUAUCUCCGGCUGCAACUCCUAGACCCAGUUGGGCACUCUGCCUUGGUUGAAACACUGUAUGGCCUGCUGAUGCUUCUGCCUCAGAGUGAUGCCUUCACACUCCUGCGAUGUCGCCUCAACUGUGUUCCCCCUUCGCAUUUACUGAAGCACACGCAUGGGAAAAGCGAGAAUCGGAAGUUGGCAAGCAACAUUGAUUUUGAGGAGCUGCUAACACACUUUUGCACAAUGCAAGACAAACACCGCAAAUAUAAACACCAGAAAAUCAAGCAAAGGUUGCAGUCAAGUAUAGAGCCCUCUUCAAGACACCAGAAUUAGCAAGUGUGUAUACUGUGUUCAUAUGAGGCUGAAAGGUAAAGAAAAAGCAAAUGAGAAUAAUGAAAGUAUUACAGCAUGGCAUUAUUGGGGUACACAAGAGUGUGAAUAAGUGAGAGGAGAAAUACAGACACAAAGAUAGGUUGAUCAAUACACACACUACACUGAUGGACAGAUGCAUAAAGACUGAUAUACACAGAGACUGAGUGAAAUGAAAUGAAAAAGAUAUGAAAAGCAAACAAGAAAAAUAGAGGGCAGGAGAAUGAUUGAAAAUGUGAGUCUGUAGAUGAGGGUGUGCAAGAGAGAGCAAAGCUACAAGAUAAGAAAGAGACAGAUAAAUAGACAGUCAGAGAGGGGAGAUAUUAAGAAUACAGUAUGAUUGUAGAUAAGGUUAUUAUUCAAUGGAAUGCACACUGUUGUCAGUUAUUCAGUAGUUCAAGCUUUGAACAGAUGAACAGGGUUUUUUUUAUAUAGUUUAUUGCAGGAAUAGUUGUCUUGCCGCUGAUGAUAAUGAUGAAUUGCAUAUUUUGUUUUAUGUUGCACUUUGCCAUAUACUAGAAAUCGGUUUAAUCAAGAACAGAGCACUUAUACAAUCUGCGGUUCUCAUCUGUGUGUGAGAAUAUGUAGCCUUUACACAGAUAUUUAAAUAGCUGAAUAUAUAGAUUGACUCUCUCAUUUUAUAUUCGUAUUUUGCUUAUACAGUAUAUAUGUAUAUGCAGUUUCAUUAUAUUCAGAUACAAAUGUAUAUCAAUUGCAUACAUAAAGAUUUUGAAGGGUCUACAUAUAUCCUGACAGACAGAACUUUGACGGGUUUGUUAUUAGAUAAUAAGUUUCCUUGAUUUUCUUCAUGUGUGUGACUUUAUGUACUGUAUGUGUUUGUAAAUAAAUUAUAUAUAUAUAUAUAUAUAUAUAUAUAUAUAUAUAUAUAUAUAUAUAUAUAUAUAUAUAUAUAUAUAUAUAUAUAUAUAUAUAUAUAAAUUUUUAUAUAUACAUAAUAAUGGCAAAUCAAUGUGACAAUAAAUUGCCAAGAGCUUCAGGCUUGUUUAGCACGAAUUUUUCUUACCAAAAAAUUGUAUUAGCUAGAUUUAUACUUCUUAUGCCAGUAUGUGAGUCUUUUACUGCAGAGUUUGUUUGAGACAUUCCUUUACACCUAUAGUUUUUGUGACCAAGUAAAAAUUUUAUUCCUUUAUCUGCCUUGUGCCUGAUCAUCCUUCCAUUUAUCCUUAAUCCUUUUUUUUUUUUUUUUUUUUUUUUUUUUUUGCCUUGGUCCUUUUCUCUUUCUUUGUAGCAAGUGUAAAACAUUUGUAAAAAUAUACAUUUAGUAUAAAUAAUUUUUCCUGUGAUGAAAAUCCCAUUUGCAGAAGUUGUAAAGUAGUUUGUCAUACGUGAAAGCACACAUGAGGAUUUAACUUUUAAGGCCUGUGAGGAAUAGUUUUACUGUUUAUAUGAACCGACCUUAAAGAGCACAUUCUGUUAAAUUCACGGUUUACAUAGUCAAGUAGGAGAAUGCCCAAUUGCUUGAUUGGUUAGUUGAUUGAUGAGAAAUCCCAAGAUGUUUAUUUUUAAAUGUAUGACUAUAUUUCUAAAAUGUAAAAAAAAAAAAGUUACUGUUGUGUAUUCGUGUUCAGAAAUUAUUGAACAAGAAAAUUUAUCUUGAUAGACACUUGAAAUUAUGUUGAAAUUAUAAUUAAAUUAUUUUGAUAAUUGAUGAAGUGGUUUAUGUACAUAAUGAGCUCUUGAAGGUUUAAUUUAGUCACUUUUUAGUAUCGUUAUGAUUGGUGAAGUGAUUUUUUUUCCUUGCUCCCAAUUAAAAUAAAAAAGACACUUUAAACACUCCAAGGAAAAUAAAGCAUUCUUGUAUUUCAA
Molecule: messenger RNA, 4203 nt
Organism: Penaeus vannamei (Pacific white shrimp)
Lineage: Eukaryota; Metazoa; Arthropoda; Malacostraca; Decapoda; Penaeidae
Product: protein VAC14 homolog
Biological process (GO): phosphatidylinositol biosynthetic process
Cellular component (GO): endosome membrane; PAS complex
Source: RefSeq, a predicted model, not a curated record